UCUUUCUCUCUAUUGAACAAUAUAUAACAUACUUUAAGAAAGAAAAAGUUACAAUUGUUAUAUGUUAGGUUGCUUCGAUUUUCCCUUGAUUUCAUCUGUCAUAACUUUAUUAUGAUUUGAGUCAUAAUUUCAUUUUAUUGGAUUGAUUAUUCUAAGUCCUCUCUAAUUACGAAUUUAAUUUGCAAUUUCUAGCUGUCUUUUUUUAGUUUGUUUCUGGGUUUUGUUGAUGUAAAUCUUUGUUAGUGGUAUUGGGUUGUUGUUCUUUGGUGGCGAAACUUGCAAAAAUUUAAAUUUUAAGAAGUUAGGUUAUGUAAAGAAAUUGGUUAUAAGAAUGCACACCAGGUGUUUGAUGUAUUGCUUCUUUGAGAAUUCAGUGUUGUAUAGUACAUGGAUACUAUAACUAUUUUUUUCUGCUAAGAACAAAUAAAUAUGCUGUCAUAUUUGACAUCUGGGUCACUACAUUUAUCUUGAAUACUAAGACAAUGAAUUUGGUGAUGACUAACAGAGCAUACAUGUUUCUCGAAAUGUGUCGAAAAUGAAAAGAUUCCUAUAUUCUUCUAUUGUCAUCCAUGAAGGAUGGUUUGGUGGUUGGUUAGAAGUUGUGAGAUUUCCUGCAAGAGUCAGAAAGGAUAUAUUUACUUGCAGAGACUUAGUCUUGUAAAUGUAAAGCUGAAAUGGGUUAAAGAUAAGGUGCUUGAUGCAGCCGUGGUUGGUCAGAGGGACCUUAAGUCAGCUUGCACCCUUGUGUCUGUCAUUUCCGCCUCUUCUGAGGGCCGUGUUCCAAUCUAUCGUCUUAGGCGCUACCGUGGACAGCUUGGUCUUCCUGAUGAAGUUAAGCUAUCUACCUUUGUAAGGAGAUACCCAAGUAUCUUCUGUGAAUCGUCUUUUCUUGAUAGUGGGGGAACACCUGUUCCCUUAUUUAGAUUGACCCCUGAAGCGUUGAGUCUGCAUCAAGAAGAACUUAAGAUUCUUCAGCAAAAUGAGAUGGAUAUAGUUAUCCGGUUACAAAAGCUGCUGAUGCUCGUGAGGGAUACUACUCUUCCUUUACAUACAAUUGACCAGUUGAAAUGGGACCUUGGUUUGCCCUAUAAUUACCAUGAGUCUUUAAUUCCCCACUAUCCGGAAACUUUCUCUGUUGUCAACCUUGAAGAUGACCGUGUUGGUUUGAAGCUGUCGUCAUGGGAUAGUCACCUUGCAGUUUCUCAUUUGCAGAAAAAUUUUGCUGUGUCAGCAGAAAAUGAGGGUGUAUCUGGUGAUUGUCUAGCCUUUCCUAUUGGAUUUCCUCGGGGUUUUGGAUUGAAAAGAAAGUGCAUGGAAUGGUUAGAAGAGUGGCAAAGACUCCCUUAUACUUCUCCAUACAGUGAUGCUUCUCACUUGGAUCCCCGGACAGAUGUCUCUGAGAAACGAAUAGUCGGGGUGUUUCACGAGCUUCUGCAUCUUAUGAUCCAGAAACAAACUGAACGCAAGAAUGUGAGCAACCUCCGAAAGCCUUUGUGCUUACCCCAAAAAUUUACAAAGGUGUUUGAACGCCAUCCCAGCAUUUUCUAUAUUUCUAAGAAAAAUGAUACGCAAACAGUCGUCCUCAGGGAAGCUUACUCUGGAUCUGAUCUCAUCGAGAAACAUCCACUAGUAGAGAUCAGACGACGAUAUGCUGAACUGAUGAAACAAGGAUUCUUGGAUAGGAGCCGAGGUUUAUAUCAGGCAGCUAAAGAUAUAUAGAAUGGGAGCCAGGGUUUGAAUGAAGUUGAUUGCAAUCAUUUAGGAAACCAACUUGAGAGCUAUCCAAAAUUGAAGCUAACUCUUGGAUACUCAUGGCAGUGUGCAAGAAUUCAAAGCUGUUUUGUCAUAGCCUCACAAGUGAAAUGCUGCUGGCAGAGGCAUCUCCGACAUCCCAUCCAUAAUAUAGACCUCAAUGAGAAAGAUAGUUGUGUGCGGUGACGCUUGUCAUGAUUACUCAAUCAUUUAUAUGCAAUGUGUGGUGUGAUCCCUGCAGCAGAGCAUGCAGCAAACCAUGUCAUACAGUCUGGUCUUCUCAUGUAACUCUCCAGAAAAGCCUUUAAAGGCUUCUAUCCUGUAAAUCAAAAUGAGAACUUUUGGUGGAUACUUCUCUUUUAAAGUUUGGACGAAUCGUCUCUGUGCAGGUUACAUGGAAAGAAUGCAAGCACUUAUGAAGCAAGGUAUCAGUGACUCAAUGAGAAGGUUCAAGUAUCCUCGACGUGGUUGUCAGCUGUCUUGCCGGUGCAAACUGAAAAACCGUUUUCAGCCGAAACUGAAGACACUUCAACUUAGGCUAUGGAAAACGGAUUUCACUGUCAAGACUCAAGAGAGUGCAGAUGACUGCUGUAAAAUUUUCAAGCAUCUGAUUCUAAGCAUCUGUUUGGAAGUGAACAUAUUCUAAAUUGAAAAAACAAAUGCGUUCUCAAUUUCAAAACUAAGUAAAUUAUUUUGUAACGUACUUUUGUUCAUCUAAAUUGUAAUGAUUUGCUUAUCAUCUCUUUCUGCUGUACAUCGGCUAUUUUGUCUGGUUUUCGUUGUUGCUAAUUGGCCUUUCGGAGCAAGAAUGGACUAUAUAUGACUGAAAUUUGAUUAUUUUGAACAUUCAAAAGAGUAUUACAAAUUAUUUCUGAAUGGUCAUAGAUAUCUACAUUACCUUUAUGUGAUUACAAACCUAUCUCAUUUUGCUAAUUUCAACUUAUCAUGAAAAUCAAUCGCUAAUUCUGUGAAUUCUCUUUUAUAGAGAUCCUGAAUAUCCACAGACCACAAUGUGAA
This is a messenger RNA of Beta vulgaris subsp. vulgaris (sugar beet), 2769 nucleotides long. Its product is annotated as protein WHAT'S THIS FACTOR 9, mitochondrial. The transcript has 2 exons. The coding region runs from base 577 to 1719 and encodes 380 amino acids. Lineage: Eukaryota; Viridiplantae; Streptophyta; Magnoliopsida; Caryophyllales; Amaranthaceae. Gene Ontology annotation, molecular function: RNA binding. The record is from RefSeq and is a predicted model, not a curated record.